Molecule: messenger RNA, 1824 nt
Organism: Chironomus riparius
Lineage: Eukaryota; Metazoa; Arthropoda; Insecta; Diptera; Chironomidae
Source: the annotation of a GenBank genome assembly
GUUUUGCAAUUCAAAGAAAAACGUGAAAUAUUGUAAAAACUUAUCACAUAAAAUAAAUAAGGAAAUACGGUGAUAAUGGCUGAUGAAGCUAUGGAAAAAUUAUCCUUAGGUGAGAUUUACACUUCUGAAAAAAGUGGCAAUGAUGAAACUGGAGAUGGAUCAGCAAAAAAUCCAUUUAAAUCAAUUUUACAAGCAAUGAGGCAAGCAGGAAAGGAACCAUUCCCGGCGAUUUAUGUCGAUGCUAAAGAUGAAAAGUCUGAAAGUCCAUAUGAAGUAGUUGCAAAAUCACAAUUGAAAAAGAUCCAUAAGUUGUGGGUACGAGAAUCUAACAAAUCAGCAGAUAAAUCCAAAAAGGAAGCAGAUGAUGCUCAAAAGAGAGAACAAAAUUUAGAGGAAGCAAAGAAGAUUAAGAUUGCUGAAGAUGCGUCAUGGCAAAAAGCUAAGUUAAUUCGCAUUAAUCGAGGAGUUGAAAAUCGUGGAAUAAGAAUUAAAGUCUUUGGAUGGGUUCAUCGUUUACGAAGACAAGGAAAAGGAUUAAUGUUUGUAACGUUGCGUGAUGGUUAUGGAUUUUUGCAGUGUGUGCUUACUGACUUAUUAUGUCAAACUUAUGAUGCAAUUUUAUUGUCAACUGAAUCAUCCGUUGCAUUCUAUGGAACAUUAGUAGAAAUUCCAGAAGGCAAAACUGCUCCAAAUGGACACGAAUUGAUUGUUGAUUAUUGGGAAUUAGUUGGUUUAGCGCCAGCGGGAGGUGCUGAUAACUUAUUAAAUGAAGAAGCUCAUCCUGAUGUUCAAUUAGACAACAGACACAUGAUGAUUCGUGGUGAAAAUACAUCUAAAAUCUUAAAGAUGCGAGGAGUUGUUAUGCAAGCUUUUCGUGCUCAUUAUUAUGAUCGUGGACAUACGGAAGUAACUCCACCGACAAUGGUUCAAACUCAAGUCGAAGGUGGAUCUACACUCUUUAAAUUUGAUUAUUUUGGUGAGGAAGCCUAUCUUACACAAAGUUCUCAACUCUACCUUGAAACUUGCAUGCCAAGUCUUGGUGAUGUUUACUGUAUCGCACAAAGUUAUCGUGCUGAACAAUCUCGUACUCGACGUCAUUUAGCUGAAUACAGUCAUGUUGAAGCUGAACGAGCAUUUAUAUCAUUUAAUGACUUGCUCGAUUCUUUAGAAGAUUUAGUAUGCGAUGUUGUAGACAGAGUGUUGAAAUCACCUUACGCACACAUUGUUAAGGAAUUGAAUCCAGAUUUUAAGCCACCCAAACGUCCAUUUAAACGUAUGGAUUAUGGAGAAGCAAUUGAAUGGCUCAAAGCUAAUAAUGUAACAAAAGAUGAUGGAACAUUCUAUGAAUUUGGAGAGGAUAUUCCUGAAGCACCCGAGAGAAAAAUGACAGAUACAAUUAAUGAGCCAAUUAUGCUUUGUAGAUUCCCUGCUGGAAUCAAAGCUUUCUAUAUGGCAAGAUGUCCUGAAAAUGAAGAAUUAACCGAAAGUGUUGAUGUCCUUUUGCCAGGCGUUGGAGAGAUUAUUGGUGGAUCUAUGCGUGAGGCUGACAAUGAACGAUUAUUAGCUGCAUAUAAAAAAGAAGGAAUUGAUGCCAAACCUUAUUACUGGUAUACUGAUCAAAGAGUUUAUGGAACAACGCCCCAUGGUGGAUAUGGAUUGGGUCUUGAACGAUUCUUGUGUUGGUUAUUGAACCGCUAUCAUAUUCGAGAAGUCUGCUUAUAUCCAAGAUUCCUUCAGAGAUGUACUCCUUAAACAUGUAUCGCAUUUAAAGUGUCAACAGCACUUCUGAAAAGCAUUUUUUUUUCAUCUUCAAGAUUUUCUGCC